Messenger RNA from Poeciliopsis prolifica (blackstripe livebearer), 2916 nucleotides. RefSeq names its product alpha tubulin acetyltransferase 1 (gene atat1). The coding region runs from base 849 to 1736 and encodes 295 amino acids. Gene Ontology annotation, molecular function: tubulin N-acetyltransferase activity. Gene Ontology annotation, cellular component: microtubule. Lineage: Eukaryota; Metazoa; Chordata; Actinopteri; Cyprinodontiformes; Poeciliidae. The record is from RefSeq and is a predicted model, not a curated record. The transcript is spliced from 10 exons. Gene Ontology annotation, biological process: alpha-tubulin acetylation.
GAACGGAGAGAGAGGAGAGAGAAAAAGGAGAGGGAGAGAGUGAGAGAGAGAGAAAGAGAAAAGGAGAGAGGAGAGAAAAAAAGAGAGUGAGAGAAAGAGUGAGAGAGAAAGAGAGAGACAGAGGAGAGAGAGAGAGAAGACAGAGAGAAAGAGAAGAGAGAGAGAAAGAAAAGGAGAGAGAGAGAGCGCGUGUGCAUUCAUGCAUCCAUUUUAUGCGAACACAAUGGCCUUUUGUCUCUUUCUACACCAUGCUUAACAGUGUCGAUGCAAAUGUUCUUGUUCGAGACCUCAGAUUUUAAAACAUUCAUAUCAUUAAAACUAAGAAUCGAUCACCGCCUGGGUUGCUGUCCUUUUCCUGUAGUCCAUUUACCGUAAAACCAGAACUUUCUGCUCCUUCACAAUGUUUAGGCCAAUUACUAAGAAAUAAGUUAAGUUCAUAGAACUGUGAAUUAUUUUGUAUGCAUGAUAAUAACUACAUUGUGUAUUGCUCUGACGUCCCUUUGGAGAUGUUGACUGCAAGUCUGCAAAAAAUAGAACAAGGACCGCGCUUUCAAUAACUGAUGGCUUAUUACGGUAACGCUGGGAGUGACGCUGUGCCUUAGCGACACAAUGACGCAGCGGUGUAAAUAACCCCUGUAGAUGAAACAGCAUUAUUUAGUUUCUUGUAGAAUAAGAAAUUGCAGUCUUAAAUGUUUGUGGUGUUUCGGUUUCGACUCGUUAAGCGGUGAAUAUCUUUGAAGUAACUCGCUAAAUUGCUUAGUGGUUGCUUAGUGAGACUGAAACCUCUCAGCUAGCUAACCUCCUUCAGCCUCGCACUGUAGUAUCACAGCUAUCAGCAGGUCUGCGCCAUGGAGUUUCCUUUUGACAUUAAUCAGUUAUUCUCUGAGAGGAUCUCCAUUCUGGACCAGAAUCUUGUUGCAAGUCGCCAAUCUAAAGAAAAGCCAGAUCUUCAGGUCAAAAUUGCAACAGUUCUUGAUGAACUUGGGAAAGCCUCAGCAAAAGCACAAGAGCUCCCAGCUCCUAUAACAAGUGCUUCCAAGCUGCAGUUCCAGAAGCAUCAGCUGUAUCUGAUGAAGGAUGGAGACAGCAGCCGAGGACGGGGUGUGGUUGUGGGAUUUCUGAAGGUUGGCUACAAGAAGUUAUUUCUGCUUGAUCGAAAUGGUGUGCAUAUCGAAGUAGAGCCACUGUGUGUUUUGGAUUUCUACAUUGCAGAAAACUUACAGCGACAUGGUUAUGGGCUAGAACUAUUCAAUUUUAUGUUACAGCAUCAGAACGUGGAGCCAGUUUUGCUGGCAUAUGACAGACCUUCCACCAAAUUGCUGGCAUUCCUGGCUAAGCAUUACAAUCUGAGGCAGAGUGUUCCUCAGGUCAAUAACUUUGUUGCCUUUGAGGACUUCUUCCACAAAAGAGCAGUGUCCCAGUUGAGAAGAGUAAAAAAGGCUGAUGGAGAGAUUAAGCCUUAUUCUUUAAUGGAAAGAGAAGAGGUACUCCAAGAGCAGAGGACACUUCCUUGGCCAUUUGCUGCUCCCCAGUCUCCUCACCGCUCAGUAUCUUCCCAGUCUCCCAGUGUGGGCUCCUCUCCCAGGAGGGUGCCUGGGAGAGGAGAGCUUCCAUGUGUAACACAUGCAGCAUUUGCUGGAGACAGCAGGGAGCAGAGCGCACAUUCACCUUUGAUGGACUGCUGCAGGACAAGACGUAGCAAUUCCCUCAGUAGAUCUCAGCUGGGUUUUAAUUAACCCUGGAACUGAUGUUUGUUUCAAACAAUUGUUCUACUGUCUUGAUAUUGAUACUGUUUUUUUCCUGAUUAGGAACAAAAAAGCUGCUUGUUUAGCAUAAGGAUUUGAUUCAGACUUGAAUAGAAUGACAAAUUCCCAUAUUAAUUUCAGUUCUAAGGUUUGCGCAGUGAACCAACUUUGCUUGUCUUUUUUAACCCAUUAAAUUCUAAGAUAGGAUUUUGGUUUUAUCUCAAAUACACAUAAACUUGUAUCAAUAAAAUAAAAUAAUUUUUUUCAGAUUGCUUAUUCUUUUUAUCUGUAAAAGUUGGUGUCUGCUUGUUGAGGAUUAAUUCUCUGAGGUAACAAGUUCAGGAAGGAAAGCCUGAUUCAUCCCUUAUUUGUUGUCCCAAAGAAAGAAACUCUCUGCAGCAAGACAAAACUGACCCUGAGGUUUUAAAUCUAGGCUCCCUCUUUCCCUCCACUACUACUUCUUUACCCCACAAACAGUAAGGGCAUCCCUGGCUUAGUACAAUUGAUAAUGGAGCAAGCUGGACAUGGUGCCAAUCAUACAGACAUUUCUGCGGCAAGACAUACAAAAUUAAUCAUUUUGUAUGAGACACAGUAUAAAUCCUCUCCUGGUUUAAUUAUGAACAUCACAACCAAACUCCAGUAACUACCUCAGGAACUCUGAAAUGACAAAGAUCUGGUUCAAUGUUCCAUAGCUAUAUACAAGCCACAUAUCUUGCCUGAAGUCUGGAGAGACUUCUUUUUGCCAGCCCACAGAAAUCACUUGCAGGGCUGCUGAAAAGUGUGAUCACAGUUGGAACCCACUUUUUAAAUUAUCUUUUUAAAGGACCGCUAACCCUGUCUCUCCCAUGCAACUUUGAAGGUGUGUCAUCAGAGAUGUCCAAAGUUCUCAGGGUAAAUUCAUAAAAGUAAUCAUACGCAUCAGCUUAAUGAAGUGGUGUGUGUAUAUAGCUGAGCUUAUGUUUGAACCUUUGUUUUUUCGGUUUUAAACAUUUGAGUUAUUUUUUUAUUUGUUAUUUAUUUUGCUUGGCUUCCCCCCAUCCCUUAGUUGACUUGUUUUUCCUGGCUUUUUGUCACCAUUUCUGUUCUGUUUGUAUCAUUGGUUUCUGUGCACUUUUCUCCAGUAGCGAAAAAGGUUUAGUUGCCAGAUCCUGUCUGUAUAGUCGACACAUGG